AUGGCCUCCUCACACACACCCAAAACCCUCAAAGCUUUUCUAAACAAAGCUAAUGAAGAACCCCUCUACGGUCUCUUCCUCCUUAGUUUCUCUCCCACCUUGGCUGAAAUUGUAGGCCAUGCAGGCUAUGACUUCGUCGUCGUCGACAUGGAACACGGCCAUGGUGGCAUCUCCGAAGCUCUUCCUUGUCUUCAAUCCUUGGCUGCCAUUCAAACCCCAGCUAUCCUCAGACUCCCUGAGAGUUCCGCAGAAUGGGCCAAGAAAGCACUCAACUUAGGACCACAGGGCAUCAUGUUUCCCGUGAUCGACGACCUAGAGUUAGCCAAGAAAGCCGUCUCCUAUUACCAGUACCCACCAAACGGAGUACGUGGGGCGGCCCAUCCUGUGAGACCCUCCAAGUAUGGAAUGGAUGAUUAUAUAAACAAGUGUGAGAAAGAGUUGUUGAUUAUGUGCUAGGUUGAAUCCAUGGAAGCUGUGAAGAACAUUAAGGAGAUUGCGACCGUUGAAGGGGUUGAUUGUGUUAUGAUGGGACCGUUCGAUUUGAGUGUCGGCAUGGGGUGGAUGAGGGACCCAGCGAAUGAGAAAGGGAAGGAGGUGGUGAGGGUUGCUGAGAAGGCUGUGUUGGAUUCUGAUAGUGAGACCUACUUGGCUGGGUGUGCAAUGCCAAAUGAUGGGCCUGAUGAACUUACGAGACGUGGAUAUCGUAUGGUGUGUGGUGGUGCUGAUGUGGGAUUCUUUAGGAGUGCCGCUGUUGAUGAUGUGAAAAGGUUUAAGAUGAAUUGAUCACAGACUACAUAAUGAUCAGGGCCCCCAGUUCUUUGUUUUCUAGUUUAUUAUUUUUGCUAUUGUGUUUUUGUGUGUGUAAUUUCUUGGAUAAAAAGGUUCAGAAAUCCUAGAUUUCCAAGUUUCGGACUUUCUGCCAUGGGCCAUGGUAAGUUUAAUUUGUCACCAAAACUAA
Messenger RNA from Quercus lobata, 958 nucleotides. RefSeq names its product 2-keto-3-deoxy-L-rhamnonate aldolase-like. Gene Ontology annotation, cellular component: cytoplasm. Lineage: Eukaryota; Viridiplantae; Streptophyta; Magnoliopsida; Fagales; Fagaceae. Gene Ontology annotation, molecular function: aldehyde-lyase activity. The record is from RefSeq and is a predicted model, not a curated record.